Penicillium verhagenii is the source of this 741-nucleotide messenger RNA. RefSeq lists its product as uncharacterized. The record is from RefSeq and is a predicted model, not a curated record. NCBI's taxonomy places the organism in Eukaryota, Fungi, Ascomycota, Eurotiomycetes, Eurotiales, Aspergillaceae. The coding region runs from base 1 to 741 and encodes 246 amino acids. The transcript has 4 exons.
AUGGCCCCCGAAGUCCGUACGCAGUUGUUUUCAACUUUCAUGCAUACCUUUUUCUCGCGCAAUACAAAAACAAAUAGCAAGGACGACAGCUUAUACUUUUUGAUGGCCCAUUUCCCGAUUCUGGCUGGGGAAUCGGAACUGGUUGAUCGAUCUGUCAUCGCACUAGUAUCCGCAGUUCUAGCGAAAAAGGCAAAUGAUAGCUUGUUAACACGCCAGGGUUUGGAGAUUUAUAACAGUGCGCUUGAUGUGAUGUCAUGCACCUUGCGGAGAAAGGCUCCGCCAACAUCAAACAUGCUCUACGCAACUAUUUUAUUCCACACAUAUGAGACCAUGUAUGACAAUGCAGACGCAUUGCGAAAAUGCUUUCUACAUGUACAAGGGGCCUCUGCUCUCAUAAAACAUCACGAUUUCAAAAGAGAUGAUACUCGAGCCCUGACCGAGGCAAUGUUGAACAGGCAAAAGUGGGCAGCGUCAUUCUUCCUUCUGAAUACAAACUUCGAAUCGGCGGCAGACUGGGAGUGUCUUGCCCUCAAACAGGAUGAUAGCCCAAUGGACGAGCUUUUCCGAUUUAUUGCCCAAUACGCCCUCAUUCAGAGGCAAUUUUUGGAUCUCAGCUUCAAGGGAGGCUUCAAACGGAUUGGCUUUGCGGGACAGCCCGAGCGCUCAACGGCAAACCUUCUCCACUCAGCGACAAUCAAAUCCAGCACGACCCAAGACUGUGGCCUUUGGACCCCGAGCUGA